CAAAAUCCGACGUACAGAAGCAUUUUAAAACCCACUAGCUUAUCCAUUCUAUUGAUAUACACGAACAAUCUGUUCGUUCUCAUCUGCGAUCACUUCAAUUCUUUUCUUCACUUCGAAAAUAUAGCUUUGUUCUUUUCCGAGAGAAGUCAUAUAUUUUCAUAGUUCAUACUUCACUUCUUUUCCGGCUCAUCUCUUUCAAACGGCAAUUGGGCAACGGUCGAAGUGUUUCUGUCAAGCAAGCUAAAGGACUGAAACAGAGGUAGGAUUAUCCUGGGAGCGAGUUGGCCAGUCCCGUUCGAGUAGCUAUCGAGAUACGGGGGCUAUCUUUCUUCAAGGCCAGUCCGAAAGAUAUUAUAUCUCGAGUUUUGAAAAUCCAAUAUGACGAACUUGGAAAAUGCUGCUACUUCUGAAAACGUUGUUGUUGAGAAUAAUGUGAAUGAAACCCCUGAAAAUAAAGUUAAUUCUGUGUUUGUGACUAAUUCUGGAGACACACCUGAAUUUGUUGCUAUGGGCUCUCACAGGGUUGAUUUGACCGGAAUGCCUGAAAAAUUUUCCGGGCAUUUUUUCAAGCGUUGGCAACAACGCAUGAAAAUUUGGUUAAUCACCAAGGGGUUGCUCUCGGUAAUUAUGACGGUGUGUCCCCCCGUUGUCGAGUCUGAUCCCAAAAGUGUUGAACGCCAAACUUUAUGGCGUGAGAGGAAUGAAAUAGCCAAAGGAAUGAUAUUGUUGGGACUCUCCGACAUGUUAUUUGAUGUCUAUUGCACCCUCCACGGCACGGCUAAAGACCUUUGGGAUGAGUUGGAUAGGAAAUAUAAUACUGAUGACCAUGGUCUAGAAAAGUAUAUUGUUUCCAAAUUCUUGAGAUUCGACAUGAAAGAGGGAAAAUCUGUUUUAGAACAAACACAAGAAUUUGAGCUUAUCUUACAUUCUCUCCGUGAAGCAGAUAUGGAAUUGCCUGAAAAAUUUAAAGUCAUGGCUGUAAUUGAAAAAUUCCCCAAAUCGUGGGAAGAUUUUGGUUUGACUUUAAAACACAAAAUGAAAAAGAUAACUUGGAAAAGUUUGAUGCAUUCCAUUACUGUUGAGGAAGAACAUAAGAAAGCGGGUUAUAUUGUGCCUGUUGAAUUUCAGCCAAAGGCUCAUGUUGUAACCGGGGGAAAGCAGUCACAAAAUUCUAAAAAUAAACAACCAUCAUCUUUUAAACCAAUAAAGGCCAAAUUAAAAAUUGCAAAGAAACCAAAGGCAAACCGGCCAUGCUGGAACUGUGGACAGAUGGGGCAUUGGGCCAAAUUAUGCCCAAAUAAAAAGGCUAAGGCUCAAUCUGGUGGACCUCAAGUCAACGUGGUGACUAGAGGAACUAGUUCCGAUGGCCAGCGGUUGGAAGAACAGUGAUGAUGGGAAACACAAGUGCUGCUAGUGUGCAUGGAGUUGGAAAAGUAGAAAUAAAAUUUCCUUCGGGAAAAAUACUUACUUUGCAUGGAGUGCAUCACGUUCCCGAAAUUAGAAGGAACAUUGUUAGUGGUUCCAUUCUAGUUAGGGAGGGUUAUGAGUUAUCUUUUAAAUUUAAUAAAGUUGUAAUUUUAUUUGGUGGACUUUUUAUUGGCAAGGGUUACUUGUCGGAUGGACUUUUUAAGAUUGUGGUUGAUUAUUUUGAAUUAAAUUAUGUAUCUGAGAAUUGUGAUUCUUCAACUUUAUGGCAUUAUCGUUUGGG
Molecule: messenger RNA, 1708 nt
Organism: Cuscuta epithymum
Lineage: Eukaryota; Viridiplantae; Streptophyta; Magnoliopsida; Solanales; Convolvulaceae
Source: the annotation of a GenBank genome assembly